Molecule: messenger RNA, 594 nt
Organism: Daucus carota subsp. sativus
Lineage: Eukaryota; Viridiplantae; Streptophyta; Magnoliopsida; Apiales; Apiaceae
Product: zinc finger protein BALDIBIS-like
Exons: 3
Coding region: 1-594 (197 amino acids)
Cellular component (GO): nucleus
Molecular function (GO): DNA-binding transcription factor activity
Source: RefSeq, a predicted model, not a curated record
AUGGCUGUGCCUUCAUCUGCAUCUAUGCCUGGUCUUGGAGAAGAGGAUCUUAAAAAUCAACAGAAUCUCUACUCCAGAAUUCCCCAAAAGAAUUUUGAGAAAUGGCUGCGUCUUCAUCUGCAUCUAUGCCUGGUCUUGGAGAAGUGGAAUGCUGCUUCUCUGAGAAGGAACCGAAACCGUCCAGGAAAUCCAAAUCCUGAUGCGGUGGUUGUUGCACUCUCUCCAGAAUAUCUUACUGCGAAAAAUCGUUUUAUAUGUGAGUUGUGCGACAAGGGUUUCCCCAGGGAACAGAACUUGCAGCUGCACAGGAGAGGGCACAAUCUGCCCUGGAAGCUCAAGAAAAGGACAGAUCAGGAGGUGCAGAAGAAGGUUUACGUCUGCCCCAAAAUCGCUUGUGCCCACCAUGAUCCAGCAAGGGCUCUUGGAGAUCUGACUGGAAUCAAGAAGCAUUUUGCUCGCAAACAUGGUGAGAAGAAAUUCAGUUGCACCAGGUGUCACAAGAGGUAUGCUGUGCUGUACCUGAAAGCUCAUAGCAAGAUCUGUGGAACAAAAGAGUACAAAUGCGAGUGUGGUACUACCUUCUUCUAUGUGUAA